Molecule: messenger RNA, 453 nt
Organism: Hyaloperonospora brassicae
Lineage: Eukaryota; Oomycota; Peronosporomycetes; Peronosporales; Peronosporaceae
Source: the annotation of a GenBank genome assembly
AUGGAGACUCUACUGCAGAACGAACUGAUGCUCACGAGUUUCGACGUCGUGCCAACGCCACAAGCGCUGUCCGGCAAAAAGGUCAUUGGCCUCUACUUCAGUGGCCACUACUGCCCGCCGUGCCGCAGGUUCACGCCGCUGCUGGACGGUGUGUACUCGAAGAUCAAGGCCGCUGGUCACGAGGACGUGGAGAUUGUCUUUGUGUCGUCCGACAGAGACGAAGCCACGUUCAGCGAGUACUUCCGAGAGAUGCCGUGGAUCGCUCUGCCCUACGCGCGCCGGGACCUCAAGCUCGAGCUGUGUGACAAGUUUGGCGUCAAGACCGUACCGACGCUCAUUUUUUGCAACGAACACGGCGACGUCGUGGAGCGCGAGGGCCGCGACUUUGUCACAAAGCACGCGGACGACAUCGCGGCCAUUCUUUCUCACCUACGUCAGGCGAAAACGAGCUAA